AAAUCCAAACGGUUUUCCUUGCAACUGGAACGUUGACGAGUUAAAGACGUCUUUGGAUGAUAAACUAGAGUGUGACGCAUCCUAUCAACAACCAGACGGUGCUCUCACGUCUGUCCCCACCAGUCUCAUUGAGGUUGCACUGUAUAACUCUCCUUUGCAAAUCCAGACUAGUCCUCACAAUUUCAAGAUUUUAGAAAUUGCAGUCGGGUAUGCUGAGGGCAUUGUAUUCUAUAAUAAAAAAGGCCCUGAAACCUACACCAUUGACGAGAAGGGAAACAUAUAUAGAAUGGAACAUUGUGAAUGGUUGGAGAGAAUACAGUCGUUCAGUAUAGUUGAUAACAAGCACUAACAUUUUGAACACCAUGUCUGUCUACGACAGUGAUGAAUCUUCAUUUUCGCAUCCUUCAUCUUUCUCUGACCAAAGGUUUAAGGUCAUAGAGGGCACUGCAUUGCAUUCUUCUCGUGUUUCAGGGGGUUCUGAAAACAAUGGCAAAGCAUGUAAGACAAUCGCACGUCAGUCCCUUGGAGAUACUGGAAAGCCAAUGGAGGGGUAUCUAUCUACAGUAUUCAGUUGCAGCUUGUUUCAGAAGGACAUUUAUGCCGGUAAAGUCGUCAUCUUCCCUAAAUGUAUGCACAGGAUGUUGGCAAGUGAGUACCCAGAGAUUCUGUCGGUACUUGAAGAAACAUACGGACGGGGAGCAGUUAUCUACGUUGGAGGUUGUGACCCCUGA
Haliotis rubra (blacklip abalone) is the source of this 731-nucleotide messenger RNA. RefSeq lists its product as uncharacterized. The record is from RefSeq and is a predicted model, not a curated record. The transcript is spliced from 5 exons. Lineage: Eukaryota; Metazoa; Mollusca; Gastropoda; Lepetellida; Haliotidae. Bases 363 to 731 code for a protein of 122 amino acids.